Messenger RNA from Parasteatoda tepidariorum (common house spider), 4449 nucleotides. RefSeq names its product poly(rC)-binding protein 3. Gene Ontology annotation, molecular function: RNA binding. Lineage: Eukaryota; Metazoa; Arthropoda; Arachnida; Araneae; Theridiidae. The record is from RefSeq and is a predicted model, not a curated record.
CCGGGGACUUUAAUAAUACGUUGCAUUCUUUUAAAGAUAUAUGAAUUACAUAAAUUACAAUGCUGCAUAUUUUACCUAAUGGCUAUUUCGAAGGGAUAUAUCCCCCCCAGGUCCUCCCUCGACCACCCCCAACCAUGGCUGCUGUAGAUCCCUUGCCUGCAGAUGGCCCAUCCGUCACCCUUACCAUCCGACUCAUUAUGCAGGGAAAGGAAGUUGGAAGUAUCAUAGGAAAGAAAGGAGACAAUAUCAAGAAAUUCAGAGAAGAGAGUGGUGCAAAAAUUAAUAUAUCCGACGGAUCCUGUCCUGAGCGCAUAGUCACAGUAACCGGGUGUACUGAUGCCAUCCUCAAGGCAUUUUCUCUUAUUGCGAGGAAAUUUGAAGAGGAUCUGCAAAACACUACUGCCGGAAUCAAUGUUCCGAAACCUCCAGUCACAUUGCGGCUCAUAGUCCCUGCUAGUCAGUGUGGUUCCCUCAUCGGAAAAGGUGGCUCGAAAAUCAAAGAAAUAAGAGAGGUGACGGGAGCCUCCAUACAAGUAGCUAGUGAAAUGCUACCCAAUUCGACGGAACGAGCUGUCACACUUUCGGGUACAGCGGAAGCCAUCAGCAAAUGCAUAUACCAAAUAUGCUGCGUAAUGAUGGAAUCCCCUCCGAAAGGAGCGACAAUACCUUACCGUCCAAAGCCAGCCAUGCCCCCUGUAAUCUUUGCCGGAGGUCAAGCUUAUACAGUACAAGGACAGUACGCAAUUCCACACCCAGAUUGUCAAGGGGUAGAGUUAAUGAAUCCUCAGCUAACCAAGCUUCACCAGUUAGCUCUGCAACAUGCCCCAUUGUUACCAGGCCAUAGCGUCGGAACUCUUAGUCCGCAAGGAUCACUUUGUAUCCCGGCUUUGGCAACUUUAGCUGCAACCAAUAGCUUACGACCUGGUACUGCUGCCACUGCUUUAGCAAGUGUUACGACAACCACAACAGAAAUGAACAUCCCUAACGAUUUGAUUGGUUGCGUUAUCGGCAAAGGAGGGGCAAAGAUUAAUGAAAUCAGGCAGCUCUCAGGUGCUACCAUCAAAAUUUCUAAUUCCGAAGAAGGAUCCAAAGACAGAACUGUUGCUAUUUCGGGAACACCAGAGGCUAUAAAUCUUGCCCAAUACCUCAUAAAUACCAGUAUUCAUAGUGCUCAGUUACCACUGCUGUGGAAGAACGUGCCAACAGCCCCACUAAAGUAAUCCUUUCUCUUUCUCCAUUUAUUGCACCUUAGUCUUGUCAGUUUCUGCUUCUCUUUUAGAUUAGUGUUUCCUCAACUCCUGGAAGACCUCCUAUUCUCCCUCCUUGGUAAAGAGUCCAGCACCUGAUUACUCGAAUCUCCUGAUGUCAAUCCCGCUACCUGUAUCUGGCAAUAAGAAUUCAUCCCUAGGCUCCUGACAGGAAAAUCCUUCUGUAUCGACUAACGGACCCUUGGACAAUCGAAACUUUUAUUUACUAUUUACGCUUAUAUAUACAUACAUAUAUAUAUACUUCUAUAUAUAUAUAUACAUGCAAAGAACCAAAAGCUAUUUAAGCCUAAAAGAAACAUAUCAAGCCUGUUUUCAGGGUAAAAUUGUAAAAAGCUAAAAAAAAAAAAAUUGUAUCUGUUAAACAGAGUUUUACAAAGUUGCUAGGAACUAAGUGCCUGCUGCCGAAGGUGGAAGUCAGUGUAGGCAACUCGAUCCCUUUUUCAGCAACAUAUCUUCGCUCCCAUUAUCAGAUUCAAAUGUUAAAGUUUAAUCGUUAUCACUGUUUCCCUUCCCUUUCCAACCCAUAAUAAGAACGUGCCAAAAAAUGUAUACAUUUCCUAAACGUUGUACCAUCUUAGAUUCAUUUCCCACUAUUUAUCCCGUUUCGGACAUUACUAAAAUAAAAACAAAUCAGCCUCUACGCUACUGGUAUGUUUUACUUAAAAUAGAUUAGAAAUUCGUGGGGAAAUUGUUGGUUUGUAAUUAGUUCUUGGUGUUCUAACGGGUGAUCUCGGAAAAAGAUCUCUGUUUCCAAUCUUACUUUUUUGUGUGACUUAUGUGACGUAAUUGUUGUAAAUAUUUUGUUUUUCUAAAAGAGACCGCGGUAAAACAUUUUUCCACCAUUGUUAUAAGCAAAGUAUUCCGUACCGUUAGUUGAAGCCCGAAAUGCAACUUUUGAUCGAGAAACAGGUCCUAAUUAUUAAACAUGUCCUAACAUGAAGGAAAGAGUUGCUUACGCCCUAAGCUGAUGAAGGAAAGAUAAAGAUCCAAGUACAAAAAGACAGGUGGAAGGAGAACCGGAGUUCUCCAUUACAUAUCACAUUUUUUGAGACAUUGUAUAUGCACUAUUUCUAGAUGUAGUUGUUAUUGUAUAUUAUACAAGUGCAUCAGCCGGGCACUAGGCCUCAAAGUUCCGUAGUGUUGUCGUACUGCAUCAAUAACCAGUAACAUUAUCAAAAUUAAACUAAAUGAUUGAAAUAAUUUUGCGCCGCCAAUAUUUUUAACUUGAUACAAAAAUGGGAUGGAUCUCUAAAGUUCAAAUUAUGGGUUGUAUGAUGUACUUAAUUUUCAAUUUAGAGUGAGCUGUUUAUAAUGCAAUAAGAUUUUGUGUUCAAAAUUUGAAAAGUGCAGUAUAAGUCAAAGUAUAACCUUUCGAUAUUUUUAGCAUUAGUGUGACAAGUGUUGACUAACACUGCCCAAAUAUUUUAUGUGCCAAAAUAAGAAUGAGAGAUAUAGUAAAGGAUAGCUAAUCUUCCAAGAGAUUCUUUAAUUAUAAUAGUGGGCAGCUCAUAUUUUUGAAAUUUGUUUUUGUUUUAAUCAAAAUAGUCUUCCAAAUGAAAAGUACUAAAUUACAGUAACUCAAAUGCCAAACUGAUGAAACAUAUCACAGAAAUAAUUUUUUUCUCAUUAGUGUCUAUUUAUUAAGAAUUUUCUCUUUACUGCACUUAGAUUCUGAAGGUUUUGUGGUAAAGCAGCCAGAUAACGGGCGGGUGCCAUCAGCUCUGUUAAGCACUGGUAUUGACUGGGUAUUUUAUAAGUAAUUUGUACGAGAGUACAGAAAAUGGGACCAACUCAUCUUUUCGUACUAUUUUCUAAAAGAAUCAAUUCUCAGCCGGUAGAAGUAGCCUCGAAAUUACUCUUUGUCAACAAAAUCAGUACUGGGAAAUUCUACCGUGGAAAAGUAAAUUUGUGAAUGGUCCCUUCAAUAUAAAUUUCUUUCCUUUAUUCUUACCUCCAGUGGCAAAGUGAACCGUUCAGAGGCCCUUAUAUAGAGCUCAAUUAGAUGCGAAGAGUUUUUGGCGCCCAAUCGUUGCUUUUCGGUCUUUACAGCACCUGUGUUUGAUGCUUCGUAGGUGUAGUUUACCAUUAUUCUGUAAGUGUACACCGGACAAUCUUUUUAAUCUCGAGCACUUCUUUCACAAUUUCCUGGAUUGAUGACUCAAUAAUUAACGAGCUUAUGAGGGUCAAUAUUUUCGGGGCUCACGAAACUUGUUUGUUUUGUUGAUUGACGGCGAAAGUUCUUCCUGUGUUUCAAAUUUUAAACUAGUGUGGUUUUACAAAGAUAAAGCAAUACAUAGUGUUUUGAAAAAUCGAUGUGGUUUUACUUUACAGUUGUUUGUUGUAUUGCGUGUCGUUGAUUUUCUAGUAUUUGACUGCGGCGGCGAGACAAAAAUUGGAUGCUCAGUUUUGUCAGCAAAGUUUGUUAUUGCGACAAAGGAAUUUAUUUACACGCUUUGUAAAAUAAUAUAUAUGAGUGUUAUUGUGAUUCAAAAGAAAACAGCUGAAUAUCUAUGCAAUUCUUUGGUCUCAGAGCUGUUUCUAUGAGUUGAGGAGAAGAUGUUUUAUAGAUAUUUUAAAUAUGCCUCUUAAAUUACAUUUCAUUUAAUUGCAGCAGAGAUUGGAGGAAAUUACAUAUCAAACGUUAUUUUAUUGUUGAUUUUCCAUCCAAUUAAAGCAUAUCAAAAUAAAUUCUAUCUCCUCACAUAUCACAAGUCAAAUGAAUGUGAAUAAAAAAAAAAGGAGGAGUCUUUUAAAACUGCUUCUUAUAUUCUCAAUUAUUUAUAUCAGAUGGCUCCUCCUUAAUCAUAUCAAGAGAGUUCAUUUUCUUUGUUCAUUUUUUUCUCUUUUUUGUCAUGAUAUCAUAUUCCACGUUAUAACAUUUUUUACUCAACACUCUUGUGAACAUGUUGUAUUCUUUCUGUCUUGUGAAGCGGAGGAGAUGAGUCAAAUUGUUUCUGGUUAGCACAAUUAUUCUCUGGCGAGCACAAAUAUUCUACGUGUAACCUAAACAGUAUUGCUGAAUUUUUUUCAUUGACUGUACAGGAUUCUGUAUGGUGGCUAAUAAUAAAACUGUUGUUUCUUUUUACGUGAAUAUUCAUUCACACAAAUUCACAUGUUUCACCAAAAUUAUAAAUGUAUGUUAAUUGUAUGAAUGUUUACAAUAAAAGUACUUAUAAGAGAA